This is a messenger RNA of Candidula unifasciata, 957 nucleotides long. The record is from the annotation of a GenBank genome assembly. NCBI's taxonomy places the organism in Eukaryota, Metazoa, Mollusca, Gastropoda, Stylommatophora, Geomitridae.
AUGGCUGAAGAUGGCAUAGAAACAGUUUACAAGACGCUACCUGAAACCAUUAACAACAGCCCUAAUGGCGGCAUUGUCAGCAACCUGUUGAGAAAGUCUAGUGGAUAUCGAGAAGGGAUGUAUCUUGGGAGUGGAUUAGAACAGAAAAUCCAAGAGCUUCGAGCGGAGAAGGAAGCUGGAGAAAUGACCAAAUGCCCUACCUCCAUGCAUAACGAUCAAGACAGUCCGAUUGACUUCUCAGUGAAGAGAAGGUCAUCAUUCUCAGGGAGCUUGACAGAUGAUUCUCAGGCCUCACUGUGCAGUCCAGGUAACGCCACUGACUAUAGUGUCAUGUCCCCGGCUGUAGACUCUGAGUCAGCGAACCACAGUGGUGACAUGAGCAAGCGGAAAUCGGGGAUCUUUUCUGGGAUGAGCAGUGAAGAUAUUGUGAAUCUAUACAAUCGUCAGCUUCAUAUUUUCAAAGAUAAGCAGUCAUCACUUCAAGAAGGAAGAAUUUCACCGUCUUCUUUUGUAUCAGUGUCAAAUAGAAAUAACAACAAUCAUCAAGAAACCAGAUCAUCGUCACAUGCUUACCCGUCCACUCCUAUCAGCACAUCUCCACCUCUAAUGAUGCCGGACCACAAGGUACAUAACGCUCCAACGACAAACUUUUCCAUCCCUGUCACCGCGGGGAGCGUCAACGCAACAAUCGUCUCCAGUACAUCGUCAUUUUCUCACUCGAAUUCUCGCAAGCGCCCUCGAUCUCUCCCCGAUGACCAAAAGGAUGCAGCUUACUGGGAACGCAGGCGCAAGAACAACGAUGCUGCUAAACGAUCUCGCGAUGCCCGGCGAGCCAAAGAAGACGAGAUCGCCAUUAGAGCAGCUCUUCUGGAACAGGAGAACAUCAAACUCAGGGUAGAAGUGGCUGCACUCAAAACAGAAACUGCAAGACUCAGGUGUUUACUUUAUAAUAACUAA